UAGAGAUGUAAAUGUAAACACAGUUCAGACUCCAAAACACCAAAUAUGAGAAAUAUCUUUUACGCCUCAGUGACAGUAUUAAAACUAAUAGGAAUCGUCAUCACAGAAAGUGUUCGUGCAAUAUCAAGUAUAGCUGUAACGAAAACAAAAGACAUAUCUGAUGAAAUCAUCCUCAUAACAGGAGGGGGCCGAGGAAUUGGUAGACAAAUUGCUCUCGAAUUUGCAAAAUUUCGUCCAAAAUGUAUUAUUAUCUGGGGUAGAAAGAAAGACUGGUUGAAAAGAACUGUUCAUGACAUUCAAAGUUUAGGUGUAAAAUCUGUAUACUUUGUCUGUGAUGUUAGUAAAAGGGAGCUUAUAUAUGAAAAGGCACAGGAAGUCCAGGAAAUGGUUGGAGAUGUAACUCUACUUGUGAACAAUGCAGGUAUAUUGAGUGGAAAGCCAAUAGAGUUCCUUCAACCAGAGGACAUGAAAGAAACAUUAAAAGUCAACACACUUGCUCAAAUAUGGACUAUAAAAGCAUUUUUACCUGCUAUGCUAGAGAAAGGUAAAGGUCACAUUGUAUGUAUGAGUUCUCUGCUAGGCCUUCUGGGAUUGAAAGGAGUAUGUGAUUAUGCCACUUCCAAGUUUGCAACUACAGGAUUAAUGGAAUGUUUAAUGCAAGAGUUAGAAGAUUAUCCUAAUAUACAUACUACAAUAAUACAUCCAUAUCAGAUAGACAAUAAUAUGUUUGCUGGUAUGCAAGUAAGAUUUCCAAGUUUGUUUCCACCACUUAAGGAAGAAUAUGUAACAGAAGCCACAGUCCAGGCUGUCCUUAACAACAGAAAACAAAUUACAUUACCUGUAUAUUUUUAUUUGAUCCUGUUCUUCAGAAGUAUUUUACCAGUGUCCUGUAUGAUACCUGUCCAGCAUUUUAUGGGACUUGACAAAGUCAUGGACAGGUUUGACUGGCAGAAAAGAGGGCCGGAUGAAAUGACUUCAGCAGAUACAUGUGGUCGAAGUUUAAAAACUUAAAGAAAGAUUACUAAUUAAAUGAGCCGCACAUGAGAAAACCAACAUAGUGCAUUUGCGGACAGCAUGGAUCCAGACCAGCAUGCACAUCCAUGCAGUCUGGUCAGGAUCCAUGCUAUUCGCUAACAGUUUCUCUAAUUGCAAUAGGCUUUGAAAGCGAACAGCAUGGAUCCUGACCAGACUGUGCAGAUGAGCAGACUGGUCUGGAUCCAUGCUGGUCACAAAAUGCACUAUGUUGGUUUUCUCAUGGUGCGGCUCAAAUGCUUUUAUUUGAUUUACAUCCUUUGAGAGGUUUUUGAUAAAAUUUUCAGAGUUUGUUGGAAUGUACAGUAUUUUCUUUUUUGCAGUAUUUUAUGAUUCUGAAGUGAUUGUCUCAUAUGUAGCAUCUCAUGUGUUUUUAGCUCACUUGUCACAUAGUGACAAGGUGAGCUUUUGUGAUCACCCUUCGUCCAUCGUCUGUCGUCAGUCCGUGCGUGUGGCCGUCCGUCCGUCAACAAUUUCUUGUCUGCACGAUAGUGGUUUCAUUUAAGAUUUUAUUUUAACCAAACUUGCACACAACUUGUAUCGCCAUAAGAUCUCGGUUCCUUUCUUGACCUGGCCAGAUCCCUUUAUUGGUUCCAGAGUUAUGGCCUCUGAAGUGGUCAAAAUUAGCUAUUUUGACCUUGUCUGCACAAUAGCAGCUUUAUUUAUGAUUUUUUUUUAACCAAACUUGCACACAACUUGUAUCACCAUAAGAUCUCGGUUCCUUUUUUGAACUGGCCAGAUCCCUUUAUGGGUUCCAGAGUUAUGGCCCCUGAAGUGUUCAAAAUUAGCUGUUGUGACUCUGUCUGCACAAUAGCAGCUUCAUUCAUGAUUUAAUUUUUACCAAACUUGCACACAACUUGUAUCACCAUAAGAUGUCGGUUCCUUUUCUUGAACAGGCCAGAUCCCUUUAUGGGUUCCAUAGUUAUGGCCCCUGAAAGGCCCAAAAUCAGCUAUUUUGACCGUGUUUGGACAAUAGCAGCUUCAUUUAUGAUUUGAUUUUAACCGAACUUGCACAAAACUUGAGUCACCAUAAAUCUUGGUUCUUUCUUGAACCGGCUAGAUCACAUAAUGGUUUCCAUAGUUAUGGCCCCUGAUAGGUCCGGAAUUAGCUAUUUUGACCUUGUCUGCACAAUAGCAGCUGCAUUAUGAUUUGAAUUUGAUUAAACUUGCACAAAACUUGUGUCACCAUAAGAUCUUGGUUCCUUUCUUGAUCCGGCCAGAUCCCAUAAUGGGUUCCAGAGUUAUGGCCCCUGAAAGGGCCAAAAUUGGCUGUUUUGACGUUGUCUGGACAAUAGCAGCUUCAUUUAUGAUUUGAUUUUAACCAAACUUGCACACAACUUGUAUCACCGUAAGAUCUUGAUUCCUUUUUAUACGACCGAAGGGAUGUAUUAUGUUAUAGCCUCGGUGUCCGUCUGUCUGUCUGUGUGCUGUAACUGUGUAACUCUGUUACUCUUGAACCCCUUGAUGGAUUUCAGAGAAACCUGGCACAAAUGUUCACCUCAUUGAAACGACGUGCAGAGCACAUGUUUCGGAGGGCUUACUUCAAUGUCAAGGUCACACUUAGGGGUCAAAUGUCAUAUGACUUUGUUUUGUGUGAAUAUUGCUCUGCAUUUGAGUUGCACUGCAGUGCUCUUGUUUUUAUUUGGCAGAUCCUUCUUUUGUUCGCUUACAAUAAUUUUUUUUGAUUACUUCCCUUUUAUAUUACUAUAAAUAGCUUAUUUAGUAACUUUUUUUAUUAUUGGCCAUAGGGAAAAACCGCGACCACUUUUCUUUGGUACAACAUGGAUGGUACCUCCAAUUUUAAGGUGUAUUUUGACAUAUCUGUACCUUGUAAGAAUUUUUUCUUUUUGUUUUUGGUUAAAGCAAUGGUACUCAGGUGAGCGAUAUAGGGUCAUCAUGGCCCUCUUGUUUAAGAUAUAAUGUCUGAGUCUAAUUCAUUUUUAGCUCGACUAUUCGAAGAAUAGUCUAGCUAUUCUACUCACCCUGGCGUCGGCGUCGGCGUUGGCGUCACACCUUGGUUAAGUUUUUGCAUGCAAGUACAUACAGCUAUCAUUUAAAGGCAUAUAGCUUUGAAACUUAUUUAUUCUUUUUCUAAGUCAAUUACCAACCUCACUGGGUCAAGUCCCAUAACUCUGACAUGUAUUUUGAGCAAAUUAUGCCCCCUUUUGGACUUAGAAAAUUCUGGUUAAAGUUUUACAUGCAAGUUACUAUCUCCAAAACUAAUGCAGAUAUUGAAUUGAAACUUCACAUGUGUCUUCGGGGUUAUAAAACUAGUUGAUAGCAGCAAGUCCCAUAACUCUGACCUUCAUUUUGGUCAAAUUAUGCCCCCUUUUGGACUUAGAAAAUUGUGGUUAAAGUUUUGCAUGCAAGUACAUACAGCUAUUACUAAAAGGCAUAUAGAUUUGAAACUUAUUUUUUCUUUUUCUAGGUCAAUAACCAACCUCACUGGGUCAAGUCCCAUAACUCUGACAUGUAUUUUGGGUAAAUUAUGCCCCCUUUUGGACUUAGAAAAUUCUGGUUAAGGUUUUACAUGCAAGUUACUAUCUCCAAAACUAAUGCAGAUUUUGAAUUUAAACUUCACAUGUGUCUUUGGGGUUAUAAAACUAGUUAAUAGCAGCAAGUCCCAUAACUCUGACCUUCAUUUUGGCCAAAUUAUGCCCCCUUUUGGACUUAGAAAAUUCUGGUUAAAGUUCAGCUUGCAAGUACAUACAGCUAUUACUAAAAGGCAUAUAGAUUUUAAACUUAUUUUUUCUUUUUCUAGGACAAUACCCAACCUCACUGGGUCAAGUCCCAUAACUCUGACAUGUAUUUUGGGAAAAUUAUGCUCCCCCUUUGACUUAGAAAAUUCUGGUUAAGGUUUUACAUGCAAGUUACUAUCUCCGAAACUAAUGUAGAUAUUGAAUUGAAACUUCACAUGUGUCUUCGGGGUUAUAAAACUAGUUGAUAGCAGCAAAUCCCAUAACUCUGAUAUGCAUUUUGGUCAAAUUAUGUCCCCUUUUGAACUUAAAACUCUUGAUAUUUAACAUUUUGGGUAAUAUUUUCCUGCUUCUAGGACAAUAUUUCAAAUAGUCGAGCUUGUCUGUCCUACGGACAGCUCUUGUUAAAUGACCGUCUUAAUAGGUCAUUCCUGAUUCUUUGGAGCUAUGGCGCUUCAUUUAGUCAGAAUUGCAAAAGUUGACAGUAUCUGCUGAAUAUAUUGAGAAUUUGCUUCUUUUGAUCUCAACCAUACUUUUAUAGAAUGUGUUCAGACUUUUAAAAUAUUACUUUUAGCUAUAAAAUGUUGAUCAAAAGGCUUAGUCAUGUGUAGCACCAUGUAACCUGUACUACUAUUUUGGUUAACCAUGAAAUAAACUUAAAUCAGUUAACCAGUAAACUCUUAAGUCAGGUCCAGAGUAAGUAUCCAUGAAUUAGUCAAAAUUGCAAAAAUCAGUGUCCGUUCAGAAACUAGAGUUCCAAUCUUAUGGAGUAGUUGCCCUUUCUUCUGGGACAAAUAGGUGUAAGAAAAAAUAUUUCUCUUAACAUGACCAUGUUAUGCUCAAGAACAAGGUUGUAAGCUACAGUUCCAAGAUCACACUGGAAUAAAUAUUUUGUUCAUACAGUUAAAACACUUUCAUUCAACAAGUGAUUUUUAAAGAAUUUGGUUAGAUAUUUACAAUACAAGCAGUAUAGGCCUACAGAGUCCCAGCUACAAGUUCAGUGUCACAAAAAGGGGAUUCAGAUGCUUAUCAUUUGAAUGCCAUUUAACUCAAAUGACAUAAAAAGCAAUCUCUAUGACAACCACCUCUGGAAAGACCAUGUCAUUUUCACGUGUUACAUUCAGGCCACAUGUCUGUUAUUCCUAGGUCAAGGUCAUACUGGUCCCAUGUCUUUAGUAAUGAGUCAGUGUCACACAGAGGAACUAGGCUGCCCUACCUGAUUUGACUAAGAUUUUAGUGUUAAUUAUAGUAUAUAUUGUUUUGUCAACUGAUUGGUCAUGGUGCGUUGUAAUCAUGCACCAAUUUCGGAGAUUUCUGUAUGUUUUAGCUUCUACAGAAGGCAGAUUUCACUGAUAAUGUGUUCUAGAAAUUACAUUGUGAUAAAAUUCUAAAUGUGUUCGGUGCGAACUACUGCUGUUAUGUCCUGCUUUAGUGUAUUUCUUGACACCUAUCAUUGUUUAAAAAAUAAUAUAUCCCAGAGAGUGAUUUGUCAUUCAAUAAAAUCAUUGUUUGGAAUUUAGAUGCGAAGGAAUUAUAUCACGAAGGCACAGCCUUCUUUGUGUAAUAGGAAAACAAAUUGGGUCGCAUUGUAAUGUGUUAUAAUCACUUGGUACCAAUUAUAUUGAUAUAAGUCUUCAAAAACUUUCCAGUCAUACAUGUGCAACAUUCUGACCCCUAGAUCAAAUAUCAAGGUCAUAAUAUAUAAAUAUAUAUUGACACAGAUGCUCCCAGUUGUGAGAAGAUGUGUCAUGCACAUCUCGUAGACACCUAGCAGAAAGGUCAAGGCUACAGUCGAUGGUUAACAGGGUAUGUUUCUUGUCCACUCAGUAGCUGCCAUUCAUCAAAGGAUUUUAUUAUUAAGAUUGUACAAAUAAUCCCAGUAAUGAGAUGGUAUGCCAUGCAAUCCACCUAGGCCUCUAAUUUAAAAGCCUAGGUUACACUUCGAGGUCCAAGGUGAACAAAGUCUGUUUUAUGUCCACACAAUAACUUUAAUUUCCAUCCAUCAAAAGAUUUUAGUAUUACUUGGCACAAAUGCUCUCCAUAAUGAGCCGAUUUGUCCUCUGCAAGACCCAGACCCAUAGCUUUCAGGUCAAGGUUACAAGGUUUAGAAGUCAAAGAUUUUAUGUCAUUUUAUAUGUCAGUUCGUAAUUUUCAUGCAUAUAUGGAUAUUCAAGUAACUUGGCAUAAACAUUCAAAACAUAUGUCAUAUAUUGACCCAAGUAAAUAAAAUACUUGUUAUGCUGUAGUUCCCGGAGAAGUAGUUUAGUAGGGGCCUCUGUAUUGCAUUCACCUUUUCAUAUAUGGGACAUACUGUCAUGGUUAAUAGUCAAAAUGCAAAAUAAAGACUAUAGAGGCCACUUACUUAAAACAAAUCCAAAGAGCUGUAUAAAUAACGUAUUUUAUACUUCUUUACCGAACCUUAAGUUUGAAAUUACAGCCCAGUUGUAAAUAUUUCUAUAUGUGGGAUGUGAUAUUUCGUUGGUGUAUGUGUUUCUUAAACACAGUCCUUGUUUAUAAAAUUUAGUUUGCACGCUGAAAGAUUGAAACAACUAUUAGAUUAAUAUUUUUAUUACAUUAGAAAAUAUUUUUAUGUUUUUUUGUUUUGUUAUUUUGUUAUAUGCUUUCAUAUUUUAUGUGCACAGUUUAGUUUGCAUUUGUUAUAUAAAUUUUUAGUCUACACGAAUUUGCUGCUUUUGUGUAGGUAAUUAGUUAAGGGGUUUGCCUUUUUGGGUUAAUUAGAUGUUAACCUAGAGGUAUAUUUUAUUAAUUGUUAAACUUUUGCUGGUAAGAACAUUACCAAAACACAUUUAGUGCUUUUAUAUUGCGUCUUCCAAAUAUAUCCUGGUAUCAGACCUUUUAAAAUUUUAGCUGCUGUUUUAAGUAUUAAUUAGUUUGCUUGGUUCAAGACUUCCAUCAUAUAAACACAUCUGCGGAUGUCUGUAAAUUGUAUGUUUGUACCUUUAAUGUGUAAAUGUUGAGUUCUGCUCAAUCUGAGACACUUCCAUACCUCAUGCUUUUUUUUUCGAUGUAAAUGAGAUGUGAAACCAAAAUUUGUAGUCCUUUCUGGCGCCAUAUAACCUAUACUGUGUUGAUGUGCCUUAAAACCCAGGUCAGAUCAAAUCAAUCUGAGACACGAGGGCAACCAAUUGGUUUACACGUUUUAUCUUUUUAGCACGCCGUUUUAAAACGUAUUUUGCUAACUUUUAAUUUGAACUGUAAACACAGAAUUAGUUAAACGAAUCCAUUUAACUUGCCCCUGAUACGAUAAGCUUCGUUGAGUGUCAGUUUUUUAAAGCACCUUUUUAAAUUUGACAAUUUUUCCAGUUGAAUGGAUUUCUUGUGUGUGAAUGAUAAAAAACAAAUGUAUUUUGUUUUGGUAUUUUAGUUUUGUCUCAAUGUUGUAUAAAGGAAUUUACAAUGUCAUGUAUAUUAUAGAAAUCCAAACAGAGAGCUAAGUUCAGGGAGUCGUAACCGGUUGUGAACAUUGUUUUCAGUCUCUAAACUUUUUUGUUUAUUUUCUUUUUGCAUUUUAAUGCUUUGAUUUUAUUCAUGUUUAAUUUGUAUUUUUAUUUUUACUUAAAAGUUACUAUAUCAGCCAGAUUUUACAACAUUUUCAAAUGCACGAAAAAUUAUGUAUGAUUUAGUCAGAUACGAGGUUGGUAUUUGUUUUUCAAACAAUCAAGGCUUUUGUAAUGUUCAGCGAUAUAUUUACCACAGUUAGAAGUUCAGCAAAGCAAGAACGGAAUUAUAAGGGCCAUAACCCUUAUUCAUCCUGCUGCCGGCAAGUGAUUCUGCUUUUGCGACCAGUGCAGACCAAGAUUAGCGUGCACGUCCGUGGUUUGCAGUGUUCGCUUUUCAAUCAGUAUAUUUCAUUGAACAUCCCCUUUGAAUAAUAAAUGGUAUUGCCCAAACUGAAUGAUGGACCAGUCGAUUUAGGAAUUUAGCAGGCUAAGGGUUGAAUAUCCAAGUAUCUGAACGAAGAAACAUGGUAGAUCAGAUGAUAAACCACAGGAAGACAGAACGUCCAUGCAUCGCACCAUUAUUUCAUGAAUUAUGCCCAUGUUUCCUUAGAAUUUCAUGCACAAGUUUUAAUGCUCGUUCACUCGGUCUUUAAUAUUACGUAAUGGAUUUGUUUUGAAUUUGAAAUAAAUGCCAUAUAUCAUCACCGACAUCAAUGACAAAAAGUCUGUAACUCCAACACAAAUAUUCAUGAAUUAUGCCCCAUUUUUAUGCCCCCUAAGGGAGGCAUAUAGUUUUUGAACCGUCUGUCGGUCUGUCGGUCUGUCCUCAAUUUUCGUGUCCGGUCCAUAUCUUUGUCAUCGAUGGAUGGAUUUUCAAAUAACUUGGCAUGAAUGUGUACCACAGUAAGACGAUGUGCAGUGCGCAAGACCCAGGUCCGUAGCUCAAAGGUCAAGGUCACACUUGGACGUUAAAGGAUAGUGCAUUGAUGGGCGUGUCCGGUCCAUAUCUUUGUCAUCGAUGGAUGGAUUUUCAAAUAACUAUGCAUGAAUGUGUACUACAGUAAGACGACGUGCAGUGCGCAAGACCCAGGUUCGUAGCUCAAAGGUCAAGGUCACACUUAGACGUUAAAGGAUAGUGCAUUGAUGGGCGUGUCCGGUCCAUAUCUUUGUCAUCGAUGGAUGGAUUUUCAAAUAACUUGGCAUGAAUGUGUACCACAGUAAGACGACGUGCAGUGCGCAAGACCCAGGUCCGUAGCUCAAAGGUCAAGGUCACACUUAGACGUUAAAGGAUAGUGCAUUGAUGGGCGUGUCCGGUCCAUAUCUUUGUCAUCGAUGGAUGGAUUUUCAAAUAACUUGGCAUGAAUGUGUACCACAAUAAGACGACGUGUCACACGCAAGACCCAGGUCCGUAGCUCAAAGGUCAAGGUCACACUUAGACGUUAAAGAUCAUUUUUCAUGAUAGUGCAUUGAUGGGCAUGUCCGGACCAUAUCUUUGUCAUUCAUGCAUGGAUUUUAAAAUAACUAUGCAUGAAUGUGUGACACAGUAUGACGAUGUGUCGCACGCAAGACCCAGCUCCGUAGGUCAAAGGUCCUAAACUCUAACAUCGGCCAUAACUAUUCAUUCAAAGUGCCAUCGGGGGCAUGUGUCAUCCUACGGAGACAGCUCUUGUUAGCUUUAAAUUUUAGGUGAAAAGGUUUAAGCACCUUUACUCUAUUUUGAUAAUUACUUAGUCUAAAUGGAUUUUAUUAACUUAAAGGCUAAAAUGGUUGUGUCACAUCAUCACCCUUAUCAUAUGACACAAUUUUCGUUAAUCUGGCAGAAAUAUUUUAAUUUUAUGCUUAGAAAGUCUGGUUGGUGUUUUGAUAUAGCUUCACUUUAUCUCUGUUAUAACUCAAAUUUAAACUUGUCCCGAAUCAUCGUCAGCCACAUCGGGAGUAUUUAUAACCCCAAUGAUAGCUCUAAUUUCCUCUGAUAUGCCACAUUACAGUAUCAGGCAUCUAAAUAGUCAAGCAUCUAUCUGCUGCAGUAAUUAAUUUUUAUUUAGAUGUGUCAAAGGGUUAUUGACGUAUACCUUUAGAUAUCAUGUACCCAUUAGUGUAAUCAAAUUGUAUUUAUGUAGGAUUUCAAAAUAGCAAACUCUAGUCAAAAGUUUUAGAUGUCAAAAUAAAUGUUACGCUAUCUAAAUGGAUAAAAACCCCGUUGAUUAAUUAUUAUUGAUGUUUUAACAUAACAUGUUGUACAGAUUCUGUCAUUACGUUAAUCAAUUAAAUUUUACCUACCCUCGGGCGGUCACAUUUAUAACAUAUGUUUUUUACAUUGUUUGUACUUAAGGCAAGUACUACUGUCUGUGUUGAGCCACAAUGUACAUAAAGAACGUUGCUUUGAUUCAAAAUUAGCUGAUAUUUAGUUAGAAAUCAGACUGCGUGACUGUAAACGAGACUUAAUUUUUUCAGUGUUUUCAAUAUUUGCUAAAUUUUAUAAUGUAAAUGUUGUCAAAGAGGUUUUUAAAUUUUUACAUGUACAUAAACACCAUGCGUUGGAGUGCUUUAUAGAAGUGGCUAAACAGAAAAUAAAUGUUCAUGUCGUAGUCUUUGGAGACCCGCUGACAAAUGGUUUCUUUUUAAAAUGUGGUACUUGUGUUCACCAAAGUCAUUGAUUACGUGCGUAUUUGGUUCGCUAUGUAACCUUUUAUAUUUGCAUGAAUAUUUUUGUGGUUUGAUAUCGUGACUUGUUGUUAUCAUGAAUGUAAGGAAGUCACUUAGCAGGAAAUAAAUUGUAUUUACACUGUUUUGUAACUAGAAUAUUGUUAGGAUUAAGGGUAAUUAAAUGGUUUAAACACCUUUAUGUCUUUGUCACUGACAGCUUCAAAAUGGUAUCCUACAGUGUUCCUUCAUUUGCAUGAUUGUUUGUCGUUGUUGUUAUAUUUUACUUUGUGUACAUCAAUCAUGUACACAUUUAUGCUGAAGGAUCGAGUUCUUUUUGAGGGGCUGCAUUCUUGGAGUGUAGUUUGUCCUGUAAGACAUAUGUGUUUCCUUAUUUUGGCUCGUGUUUAACCAGAUCGUGUAAACGUCAAUCACUUUUUGGGAAGGGGCUAGUUUCCACUGUAUGGCUUUGUGGAAAACUUCUAAAAUCUGGCUAGUUUUCAAAAUAAUUUAACAGAAUACUUCUUUGAUGACUAUACCAAUGUUACCUAACUGUCAAAUGUUGGAGUUGUGAAACAUUGGUUAGCGAUGUUGGGACAUCAUUGUUUUCUUGUUUCAAGAAGAAAACGCCCAUUGCAACCGUUUAGCAUAUAUAUAGAAAAAAUGCAUUGUCAUUGUUCCUAUCUUAUUUAAUAUUUUGUUAUUUUGUCUUUGUGUACAUAUUAAUCAUACACUGCUGCAUGGCUUCAAUUUAAGGUGCUUCGUUCUUGGAGCGUGUUUUGGAUCGUCUUUUACUAGUAUAUCACCAUGUGGUUUUAGGACGGUCAGUAUGUGAAACGAACUGGAACCACUGGCUUAUCCAUGCAUGAUCAUAAGAGACGACUAGUAGGUACUGAACACUUAAUAAUUGUGGUUUUGCUGUGCCUCUGUGAUUUCUGCAGGUAUAAAAGUUUUGAUAGCAUGCCCCAUGUUUUUGUUUCGAUGUAAAUGAGAUGUGAAACCAAAAUUUUCAGUCCUGUUUGGCGCCAUAUAACCAAUACUGUGUUGGUGCGCCGUAAACCCAAACUCAAAUUAAAGUAUAUGUUAACCAUUCUUCGCCGCAGAUGUAAUCUACUGUAUGGCUCUACAGAAAAAAAUCCCCUAAAUCUACUGGCCAGUUUUCAAAGUACAAGAAUAAAACAUUGUCAGUCAGUGUUUCAUUUUAUUAUAUAUAUUUUUAUACACCCACCAAACAUGUUUGGCGGGGAGGGAGGGGUAUAUAGGAGGCAGUUUUGUCCCGUCGCGAAACCUGUUAUCUCAGUUAUUACUAAAUGGAUUUGAUUCAAACUUAAAAUGUUCCACCUUAUCACGCACAUCAUGUGACAAGAUGCAUAACUCUGACACCAUAUUUUCAUUAAUUAUGCCCCCUUUUACUUAGAAUUUAAGGUUAAUUUUGAAGCAUUUUCACUAUAUCUCCGUUAUUACUAAAUGGAUCUGAUUCAGACUUAAAGUAGUUGUUCCACCUUAUCACCCGCAUCAUUUGACACAAGUUACAUAACUCUGACACCAAUUUUUCAUGAAUUAUGCCCGCUUUAAAUUAGAAUUUAAGGUUAAUUUUGUUGCAUUUUCACUAUAUCUCAGUUAUUACUAAAUGGGAUUGAUUCAAACUUAAAAUAGAUGUUCCAUCCCAUCACCCACAUCAUGUGACACAAGGUGCAUAACUCUGACAGCAAUUUUUCAUGAAUUAUGCCCCUUUUACUUAGAAUUUAAGGUUAAUUUUGAUGCAUUUUCACUAUAUAUCAUUCUGAUUGGCUUAGAGCCAAAGGGAAGUAACCUUUUUUAACUUUUGUACUGAGUUACUUCCCCUUAAAUUCCAAGAAUAAGUCUAUUUUUAGAAAUUCUAUUUUUAGAUUUUCAAUAUUUUAGGUAUUUUCCUAACUUUUUUAUUAUUAGACCAAGGUAAAAAAUAAAGACAUUUUUCUGCGGUAACAUGACAUUGUGUCAGUAAGACAUUUUUGUAUUCAUUUUUAGUGUAUCCCUAAUAUGAGAGAUUUUUAUAUUUACCUUAUCCCGCAUCCUGGGCGCAUGUACUAGUUUUACUUAUAUGUGCCGUGGAAGCCCAAGAUGAAAUACUCCAAAAACGAGUAAAAUUUUUCUUUAAGUAAUAGGUUUUUUUUACGUUUUGUAUUAUUCUAAGUAUUUUCAAAAUUUCUUAAUGUUGCCAUUCUUCUUUGACAACCGUAUGGUGGGGGUAUGUCACUCCUGUGACAGUUCUAGUUUUUUCAAUAGAUACACGUUGUUUUAUUUUCUUAAAGUUAUAUUGGACAUAUAUAUAUAAUAACAAAAUAGUCAUAAUAUUACAAAUCGGUUUCUUUACAUCAUUCUUACAUACGAGAGCUAUAGCAUAGUUCUUUCGUAGAAAGUAGGGACUAUGAAUGAGAAAGGUCAUUUUAAUGAGUCGUUUAAAUGAAACGGUAUACUUCAUAGAAAAGUAAUUUAAUAUUUAAGAAUGUUUCAGUAUUAUGACCUAAAAGAUAAAAUAAUAACUAGUAUUGCAGUUUAAGGUGCAUAUUAACAGAGUUUUGUUUUCUAUUUUUAUAAACUAUAAGGUAAAUGUUGUACAUUCGGAGGCGUAUAUCCGAUUGAAAAAUUCAAGGGCUGCUCGACAUGAAAUAUGUAUAAUUGUGAAUGACAGGAGUUGGUGUGAAAUUGUUAAUGUCCUUUCACAGAGUUUCCCGCCAUUAGAAGUUUGUCAUUUAAAUAAUCUGUUAAUCGAAAUGUAUCGAUUUAGACAAAAUUGCUUUACUCAGAAUGUUCAUCAAAGAGUGCUUUACUAUGUUCUUUCAUUUGUUCUUUCUUUCACAUUGUAUUUUUUAUUUAAGAAGUAUUUGAGUAAUCCACUGGCUUAAAAAUUUCUAACAAUGGCAGACGUAUAAUUUACCUGCGCUUGUGCAUUUUCCUACAAUGGACAAAAAAGCUGGAAUCCUGUCACUCGAUAUUAUUUUUGAUAACAAUUUACGAGUAAAUCAAUUACAGUAUUAUCUUAAUAAGGACCUGUUACACAAGUGUCCUCUAGUACUCUCUUGUAUGGCUAUACGGUAAGACGAAUACUUCUAUAGCAAUAAAGGCUGCCUUUUUAUAUGCCCGUCUCUGAAAGAGUGGGGUGUAUUAUGUGAACACCCGUGGCGGGCAGGCGGCGGGCGAUCGAUGACCAAAAGCAUGUCCGAAAAGCAUGUCCGCUAAGUGGAACAGUUUUCAUCCGAUCUUCACCAAACUUGCUGACAAUGUUUGUGGGCAUACUAACCACCCAAAUCGCCCCAUGCACUCUUGGAUUAUGGCCCUUGAAUUACUCGAAGAACUGCGAAUUUAGCCUUGUUCGCUCUCUAAGUCGAACAGUUUUUUAGCCGAUCUUCACCAAACUUGCGGACAAUGUUUGUGUGAGCAUAAUAUCUCGGCCAAGUUCGAUAACCACCCAAAUCGCCCCAUGCACUCUUGGAUUAUUGCCCUUGAAUUUACGUAACUGAAUAUUUAGACGGGCGUAUUUUGUGACAGUCUGGCACUCUUGUUUAACAGUAGUGUUAGAAAUUGCCCGAACUUAUUCCAAGUUAUACUUUUAUUGCGACCAUGAAAGGUUUCUUCGUACUUGUUUUUAGUGUUUUUAAAUUUUUUGGUCCUCCGAGAUCUCGGAGGCCAUUCAGUGUGUUACAAUGUUCCAUUACUAGUUUCUUGAUGCACAUUUCAUUACCUCUCAUGAUAAGACUCGGUGAAACCUAGACUGCUAUAACUUUGCAUGGUGGCGUUCUAUGCUUCCAAACGUUAUUUUUUAUGUUUUAUUGUUAUCAGCCUUCGGUUAUAAUUUGCAAAAAUCUUGAACAAUUACUUGUCCUUUUUAAAUAUUUUUAUUGAUCGUUCGCUAUAGGUGUCAGUCUGCCAGAAAUAUUUCAUGCUUCAGAAUAGAGUGUUGUUUCCACUGAAAAGUUCCGAUAGUUUUUGGCAAUAACGCAGAGUGCAUAUCUGCUUUUGUUUUCAGUUACUUUUCAAACAUUUGAGACGUCGCUCGGAUUUGUUGCAUUUAUUUGUUGCUUAGGUAAGCAUCACAUUGACCAAGUGGUUAAGGGAACUUUUUUGCCAGGAGGAGGAGCACAAACUGGCGAUAUUGUCGUGCUACAAUGUAGAAUACAGUACAAAUUUAAUGUCGAACAUCCCUUUAAUCACACACAUGUAUAAUUCUAAGUCAGUGGUUUAGUAAAUAGAACAGAUUUGGUAUUUUGUUAUGAUUAUUGUUUUUCUUUGCAAUCAUUUAUAGAUAUUUAUUUUUGUAUAUGGGGAAAUAUUACUUGGAUCAGAUGUCCUUGUCUCACACUUAUUUUAAUAUACUAGUAUUGAGAAAUUGUUAUAUAUUCCAGAUGGUAUCGCAUAGCGCUGGUAGAUAUUAUUGAAUGCAGAGAGGUAAUUCUGAAAUAAAUGCAUCAAAAGCG
Messenger RNA from Mercenaria mercenaria, 14289 nucleotides. RefSeq names its product short-chain dehydrogenase/reductase 3-like. Lineage: Eukaryota; Metazoa; Mollusca; Bivalvia; Venerida; Veneridae. The transcript has 7 exons. The coding region runs from base 46 to 1011 and encodes 321 amino acids. The record is from RefSeq and is a predicted model, not a curated record. Gene Ontology annotation, cellular component: lipid droplet. Gene Ontology annotation, molecular function: oxidoreductase activity, acting on the CH-OH group of donors, NAD or NADP as acceptor.